Closterium sp. NIES-67 is the source of this 4321-nucleotide messenger RNA. NCBI's taxonomy places the organism in Eukaryota, Viridiplantae, Streptophyta, Zygnematophyceae, Desmidiales, Closteriaceae. The record is from the annotation of a GenBank genome assembly.
UCCCUGAUUCAUGUGUCCGAGUAUCUGGUAACUCACGCUAGUAGCCACUGGCACGGCCUUUCCCUCAACCCUAAUCUCGUAGUCUUAGGCAGCGGUUUGGCUGUCCGGGAUGGACGCUUUCGAGAGCUAUUUCCGAGCGGCCGACACGAAUGGGGACGGAGUGAUUAGCGGCGCUGAGGCGGUCACCUUCUUCAGACGAUCCGGCCUUCCCCAGAUGACCCUCGCCAAGGUGUGGCAGUACUCGGACGUGCGCCAGGCUGGCAGCCUCACGCGUCCCGAGUUCUUCAACGCGCUGCGCCUCGUCACUGUAGCGCAGUCGGGCCGCGAUCUCACCCCCGACCUCGUCCGAGCCGCUCUUACCGGCCCUGCCGCAUCCCAGAUUCCUCCUCCUCGUAUCGCAGGAGCCGUUCCUCCCAGUGCUGGUCCCGCUCCUCCCACUGGUCCUGCUCCUGCCAGUGGCGCUCCUGCUCCCCCUGCUGCUCGAGGUCCUGUGCCUGCUCCUCCUCCUGGUGCUGCUGCUGUUGCCGCUCCUGCUGCUGCUCCUGCUGCUGCAGUUGCCCCCACUGCUGCCGCAGCAGCAUCCCAGCAACCUCGCCGGCCGUCCCCUACUCCCACUCGUCCCGGGAUGGGUCCAAGCGCUACUGCUGCUCCCCAACCACUCUCCACCUUUCCAUCUGGGUUCGGCACAGGUUCGGCAGGUGCGGGAGGAGGUUCGGGAGGGCUAACAGCAGCGGCAGCAGCAGCGGGACUGAAGCCGAAGCAGCCUGGUGCUCUGUCUGACGUGUUUGCUGAGUUCGGGGGCAUUGAUCUCAAGUCUAAGUCCGUGCAGCCCACUCACGCGCCUACUAGGAGGGAGCUGCCAGGGUCGCUGCAGCAGCAGCAGCAGCAAGCGCAGAUAGGGACGAUUCAGCUGCAGCAGCAGAUGGCUGCGAAGCAGCAGCAGGACCAGUUGCAGCAGCAGCAGCAGUUGCAACAGCAACAGCAACAGCAACAGCAACAGCAACAGCAACAGCAACAGCAACAGCAGCAGCAACAGCAACAGCAGCAGCAGCAGCAGCAGCAACAAUUGCAACAACAACAGCAGCUGCAGCAACAGCAGGCCUUCCCACCACCACAGCAGCAGCAGCAGACGCUAGGUGAGGAAAGGCCAUCUCAAGGUCUUGCACCUGCUGCUGCUCCUUCUGCACCUUCCCCCGCCAUCCCUACUGCUGCUCUUGAAGAACCCAGGCCUUCCAUUGCCGAGCCUCCUCCCCCUGCCACCGCUGCUGCUCCUGCUGCUACUGAGCCCUCAGCAGCAAAGGCAGGGGUUGUAGAUGCAGGGAUAGCGGCAGCAGCAGGUGUCCAAGACGCAGCGAAAAAGGACGCAGAUAGAGCGGGUGCAGGGGCAACAGGAGCAGGAGCAACAGCAGCAAUAUCACAAGACGCAGCAGGGAAGGUGACACGAACAGCCGAUGACAUCGCAAAGGCGUCUCUCAACGCCUUCCUGGCAGGAGGCGUGUCCAACGCCAUGGUGCCCAGGCAACCCCCUUCGUCCGCCACAGCAGCAGCGGCAGGGCAGGGCAUCCCAGGCCAAGCCAUGCCUGGAGCUGGUGCGCCUGGUGCUCUUGUUGCGGCAGGUAUCUCCCCUCCUCCACCUUCCGUCCCCUCAGCAGGGGCAGCAGCAGCAGCAGCAGCAGCAGGGGGGGCAGCGGCAGGAGGGGGGUAUGUGAUGGUGGCAGGGGAUCCCCAACCGUGGCCCCGGUUGACAGUGGCAGAGGUGCAGAGGUGUGCGCAGGUGUUCAGCGCGGUGGACACGGAUAGAGAUGGUAAAAUUACUGGCGAGCAGGCCAGGAAGCUGCUCAUGAGCUACAAGGUCCCCAUUGACGUGCUGAAGAGAGUGUGGGACAUGUCGGACCAGGAUGGGGACGGCAUGCUGACCCUGAGAGAGCUCUGCACCGCUCUGUACCUCAUCAACCACGUCAAGGCUGGCCGCACCCUGCCCCCCGCUUUGCCGAAAGGCAUCCACCUCGAUGAGCAACCAGCACCCCCUGCUGCUGGUGGUACUGGUACUGCUGCUGCUGCUGCUGCUGCUGCUGGUGCUGCUGCUGCUGGGACUGCUGUUUCUGCUCCUGGCGCUGUCCCAGGAAGCUCAGCAGCACCUACUGCUGCUGGUGGUGCAGGGGGGGUGGGAGGAGAAGCAGGAGCGGGCACAGCAGCUGGGGCUGGUGCAGUGGUGGUGUCGGCUUGGAGGCAUGAACCAGGGAGUGCCAAGCCAGAGCAGCAGCAGCAGCGACCAACGGUAGUGCUGACAGGCGUGGGGCAGAUGCCGGUGUCAGCAGAGGCAGGCGACGUGGAUGCAUCUCGGCCGGUGUACCGGUCGCAGGCGCCGGACCUGGAGGGGGAGAAGGUGGCUCAGCUGGAUGCGGAGGAGAGGGAGAAGAUCGAGAGCAAGCACAGGGAGGCCGAGGAGAUAGGGAAGAAGGUGUGGGAGACGGAGUUGCAGAUUGCUGACUACAGGAGGAAGAUAGACUUCUAUCGGGUCAAGAUGCAGGAAAUCAUCAUGUUCAAGAGCCGCUGUGACAACCGCUUGAACGAUGUGACCGAACAAGUUUCAGCGGAGAAGAGACACCACGACAUGCUGUGCAAGCGGUACGACGAGCGCUUCAAGGCGUCCAUGCCAGGUGUCAAGUCGCGAUUGGCGUAUGAGGACAGCGUGCUCAAGGAACUGCAGGACCGCAAGGCGCAGCUGAUGGAGGUGGUGUCGCGGUUCCAUGCCACCACUGACGUUUCCGACCUGCUGCAGGGCCGCGCAGACAAGCUGGGCAUGGACCUGGAGGAUGUGAGGCGGGCCAUCAACCGCCAGGCCAAGGACCUGGGGCUCAAAGUGCGGCCGCUGCUGGGGGCCACCUCGGGGGCUGAUGCGUGGCGAGUGGCCCUGCAGGAGAACAUGGCGGAUUGCGAUGAUGACUGGGACGAGUUCAUGGACCAAGGCUUCUCUGUGGUGCGCACGCGCACGGACAACCUGCUGGGAGGCGAUGAGGACGAACCUGCUCCGCUCAUCCCCCUGGGGCCCGUCACCCCCUCCACGCCGCCUCUUCUCCCUGCUGUUGAUGCUGCCCCGCCUCCUCCCCUUGCUGCUGACGACACUGGUGCUGAUGGCGCUGCUGCUGCUGGUGCUGGUGCGGGUACUGGUGGUGCUGCCUCUGCGUGGGCACUUUUGGAGGAGGAGGAGGAGAGGAGAGCGAGAGAGGAGGGGGAAGAGGGGGAGGAGGAGGAGGAGCAAGGGGAGGAGAGUGGUGAAUUGGCAGGGGAAGGGGGGAUUGGUGGGCUGGGAGGGUGGUCGAGAGGGAGUGGAAGGGGGAGAGGGGGAAUGGGGGAGGAGGAGGAGGAGGAGGAGGAGGAGGAGGAGGAGGAGGAGGAGGAGGAGGAGGAGGAGGAGGAGGAAGCUGGCCAUGAGAUGGAGGAGGAACCGGAGACGCCACAGGGCCCGUCUGCGUGGGACAACCGCUUUGGCUUCACAGCAUCGGGGGUGGACUCGCCCUCUGUCUCGCAGUCGAUGGAAUUCCAGCCCUCGGCCUUUGCCGCUCAGGACUUCGCCUCGGGAUUCGACGACCAUGUCGACUCGUCUGGAUUCCGAGCCUCCGGCCAGUUUGACUCGGGCUUCCGAGCCUCGGGCCAGUUCAAUCCGCACUCACGUCCGGAGGAUUCUGCGAGUGCUUCGGAACAAUCAGGUGGGGCAGGGUUGGGCCGCCCGGAUGAUUACUCUGAGGUGGCUUCAGGUAGCGCUGCUGGAUUCGAUUCUGCCGCCGGAUUUGAUUCUGCUGCGGGGUUUGAUUCUGCCUACGGAAGUGGGAGGGGCAGUGGCGGCAGGGGUGUGGGGGUGCCGGCGUCGCGGUUUGAUGAGCAUGUGGGGGAGGUGGAGGCAUCUUCAGCCGAAAACACUCCGGUGGCUGGCGCAGGUGGUGGCGGGUACUUCUCCCAGAGCGGGUGGAGUGCAUUCUAGCGCUGCUUUGGGUGUGUUGCCGCGCACAACCAGCACCUGGGGAGCAGCAAGUGGAGAAGGGCAGGUGGUGUGGGGAAGGGGGCAUCUUCUCCAGAGAACACACCGGUGAGCGGUGCAGGUCGUGACGGGUACUUCUUCCAGAGCGGGUGGAGUGCGUUCCAACGCUGCUUCGGUGUUUUUUUGCAUGCACAAUUAGCACUUGGGGAGCAGACUUCGGGCGAGGGGGUCAUGUGCCAUGUUGGGGGGGAGGCAUUGUCUGCUGAGUUAUGAUGAUUCAGGACUUCCAGUAGCAAACGAUUCAAGUUCUCGUGCAUGCAUUGUGUCAGAACUGCUGUGCAA